This is a messenger RNA of Tinamus guttatus (white-throated tinamou), 1551 nucleotides long. RefSeq names its product potassium voltage-gated channel modifier subfamily V member 2 (gene KCNV2). Gene Ontology annotation, molecular function: voltage-gated potassium channel activity. Lineage: Eukaryota; Metazoa; Chordata; Aves; Tinamiformes; Tinamidae. The record is from RefSeq and is a predicted model, not a curated record. Gene Ontology annotation, biological process: potassium ion transmembrane transport; protein homooligomerization; action potential. Gene Ontology annotation, cellular component: membrane; voltage-gated potassium channel complex.
AUGCUGCAGUUUAACCAGAGGGGGCAGUUUCUAUUACCAAAACAUAAAGUAAGAGAGAAAGAAGUAUCAAAUGCUCUCCCAGCGUUUGAGGUGGGGAAGGAAAAUGAGAGCAUGCACUUGGACAAGCAGAGCAGCUUUCCCGACAUUGCUCCGCUGAGCUCCCAGCCCCUGCUGCUCCUGGGACCCGAGGGCAGCUACAACUACUACGUGGACGAUGAAGAUGAGGAAGAGGAAGAACAAGAUAAGUGGCCAAGCGGAGACUCCCUUGAGGGAGGAAACAAGCCCUCCUUGCCUGCUCCUUGCUCCCCUUCACUACCCGCGGGAGCCCCAGUUCCCUCCUCGUCAGUGCUGAACAUCAACGUGGGCGGCCAGAGCUACCGCCUCACCUACCAGGCCGUCGCCAUCUACCCCAAGACCCGCCUGGGCCGCCUGGCCACUUCCACCGACCGGCGCUGCCCGCUGGGCUUGUGCGACGACUAAGCCGCCCAGGUGGACACGCCGCGCUGCUGCCGCAUCUGCUUUGAGGAGCGCCGCGACGAGCUCAGCGAGCAGCUCAAGGUGCAGCGCGAGCUGCGCUCCCAGGCCGAGGCGCAGGAGAACGAGCAGCUCUUUCACCACAUGCGCUACUAUGGCCCCCAGCGCUGGCACCUCUGGAACCUCAUGGAGAAGCCUUUCUCCUCGGUCACCGCCAAGGUGAUGGCCGUGGCCUCCAGCUUCUUCGUGCUCAUCUCCGUGGUGGCCCUGGCGCUCAAUACUGUGGAGGAGAUGCAGCAGGGGGGCCGGAAGAGGGGGGCGAGCGUGCCGGCCCAGACACUGUGCAUCGCCUUCUUCACGCUGGAGUACCUACUGCGCCUCGUCUCCACGCCCGACCUGCGCCGCUUCGCCAGCAGCGCGCUCAACGCUGUAGACCUCAUCGCCAUCCUGCCCCUCUACCUCCAGCUGCUGCUGGAGUGCUUCGCAGACGACGACCAGCCGCGGGGACGGGGCUCUCAGCAUGAGCACGACAUCGAGAAGGUGGGACGAGUGGGCAAGGUGGGACAGGUGCUUCGCAUCAUGCGGCUCAUGCGCAUCUUUCGCAUCCUCAAGCUGGCCCGGCACUCCACGGGGCUGCGUGCCUUUGGCUUUACCUUGCGCCAGUGCUACCAGCAGGUGGGCUGCCUCCUGCUCUUCAUUGCCAUGGGCAUCUUCGCCUUCUCUGCCAUGGUCUACACGGUGGAGCAUGACGUCUCCAGCACCAACUUCACCAGCAUCCCCCAUGCGUGGUGGUGGGCUGCCGUGAGCAUCUCAACGGUGGGCUACGGCGAUAUGUGCCCAGAGACCCACCUCGGCCGCCUCUUUGCUUUCCUCUGCAUUGCUUUCGGCAUCAUCCUGAACGGCAUGCCCAUCUCCAUCCUCUACAACAAGUUCUCAGACUACUACAGCAAGCUGAAGGCCUACGAGUACACGGCCCUCAAGAAGGAGAGGGGGAAGGUGGACUUCACGCGGCGGGCGGUGAAGAAACUCUCCGAGUGCUGCGGGGAAGGCGCUGGACGCCCCAUGCUGCGGGCCUGA